AUGGAGAGGAACAAUCACACAGUGGCUGAGUUCAUACUGCUGGGCUUCACCACAGAUCAAGGGAUGCAGCUGGGACUGUUUGUGGUGUUCCUGGGAGUGUACUCUCUGACCAUGGCAGGAAAUAUCACCCUCAUGGUGUUGAUCUGUAAUGACUCCCGCUUCCACACACCCAUGUAUUUUUUCCUUGGAAAUCUGUCAUUCCUGGAUCUCUGGUACUCCUCUGUCUACACCCCAAAGAUCCUAGUGACCUGCAUCUCUGAAGACAAAAGCAUCUCCUUUGCUGGCUGCCUGUGUCAAUUUUUCUUCUCUGCUGGGCUUGCCUAUAGUGAGUGCUACCUGCUGGCCGCCAUGGCUUAUGACCGCUACGUGGCCAUCUCCAAGCCCCUGCUUUAUGCACGGGCCAUGCCAAGUAGAUUGUGCAUCUGUUUGGUUUUAUAUUCCUAUGCUGGUGGUUUUGUCAAUGCAAUAAUAUUAACCAGCAAUACAUUCACAUUGGAUUUUUGUGGUGACAAUGUUAUUGAUGACUUUUUCUGUGAUGUCCCACCCCUGGUGAAGCUGGCAUGCAAUGUGAGAGAGAGCUACCAGGUUGUGCUGUGCUUGCUGCUGGCCUCAAAUGUCAUCUCCCCUACAGUGUUCAUCCUGGCCUCCUACCUCUCCAUCAUCGCCACCAUCCUGAGGAUACGCUCCACCCAGGGCCGCCUCAAAGCCUUCUCCACAUGCUCCUCCCACCUGAUCUCUGUUACUUUAUACUAUGGUUCCAUUCUUUACAUCUACUCUAGGCCAAGUUCCAGCUACUCCCUCAAGAUGGACAAAAUAGUUUCUACCUUUUAUACUGUGCUGUUCCCCAUGUUGAACCCCUUGAUCUACAGUCUGAGAAAUAAAGAUGUGAAAGAAGCUCUGCAAAAAUUCUUCAAGUCAGCAUAA
Sapajus apella (tufted capuchin) is the source of this 924-nucleotide messenger RNA. RefSeq names its product olfactory receptor 1013-like. Gene Ontology annotation, cellular component: membrane. Gene Ontology annotation, biological process: sensory perception of smell; G protein-coupled receptor signaling pathway. The record is from RefSeq and is a predicted model, not a curated record. Lineage: Eukaryota; Metazoa; Chordata; Mammalia; Primates; Cebidae. The transcript has a single exon. Bases 1 to 924 code for a protein of 307 amino acids. Gene Ontology annotation, molecular function: olfactory receptor activity; G protein-coupled receptor activity; odorant binding.